AUGAAAGGCUUGGCUGGCUCUGGAGGGUCGACCGUGCUGCCAAAGAUGACCUCUAAACGACUGCGCUACACCUGCCUGAUGGGAAUAUAUAGACUAGAAUUUCGGAAAUUCCUUUCCGAUGUACGAUCAUCCUGGAAACAGAAUGAGAGACUGGAUACCAUUAAGAUGCGCUACAUUUUAUUCAUUGCUCUUUGCACUUUUAUUGGUUAUGCUAACACAAAAUGUACGUGGAAAAGCAAAAAAUUCUACGAAGGUUUCGUCAGUAAAGCUCCUUCCUCUGUAGUGGAAAAUAUGGAAAGUUAUCUGGGCCUGAAACUGAAAGAAGAUGACAUCUUGGUGAAGUUUGAGUUUAGCGGGAAAGACAAGAGUAAAGAAGUAUAUGUAAUGACGGGUCAAGUGGACCAAGAUAUAGUGGAUAUUGUGGCGUUCACCGUGAAUAAAUCCAAAUUCGACAAAGGCAGAAGACUUUCAAUUCUACAAUUCUUAAGCAAGAUGAUGACAUGCUCGGUGGAAGGUUCUGUUCCAAGUCUGAAAAAACUUGGUCGAUAUCUUGACCAGUAG
Necator americanus (New World hookworm) is the source of this 561-nucleotide messenger RNA. RefSeq lists its product as uncharacterized. Lineage: Eukaryota; Metazoa; Nematoda; Chromadorea; Rhabditida; Ancylostomatidae. Bases 1 to 561 code for a protein of 186 amino acids. The record is from RefSeq and is a predicted model, not a curated record. The transcript has 5 exons.